This is a messenger RNA of Trichophyton rubrum CBS 118892, 1704 nucleotides long. RefSeq lists its product as uncharacterized. The record is from RefSeq and is a predicted model, not a curated record. The coding region runs from base 1 to 1704 and encodes 567 amino acids. Gene Ontology annotation, cellular component: intracellular anatomical structure. Gene Ontology annotation, molecular function: protein binding. The transcript has a single exon. Lineage: Eukaryota; Fungi; Ascomycota; Eurotiomycetes; Onygenales; Arthrodermataceae.
AUGGCAGACGAAAAGAAGCAGUUGGCCGCCGCUACCAGUCAGCAAGACGGAUACUAUAAUCUCGGAGCCUAUCACCGUCCCAUUAGCACGAGCAGCCAGGGUGCUCAGGUAUGGUUUGACCGCGGGCUGAUAUGGAGCUUUGCUUUUAACCAUGACGAAGCAGCAGCGUGCUUCCAACGAGCUAUCGAUGAAGACCCUGACUGUGCCAUGGCACACUGGGGACUUGCGUACGCUUCUGGGCCCAAUUAUAACAUGCCGUGGGCAUUUUUCAAUGCUGAACAGCUGGGGUAUGUGGUGACCAAAACCCACGACGCUGCUAGAAAGGCAGAAGAGAAGGCACAGACGCCAAGUGUAUCAGCAGUUGAGAAGGCCUUAACCAAGGCUUUGAUACAUCGAUAUCCCCAAGACUAUCCCGUGGAAGAUUGUGCAAUAUGGAACAAAGGAUAUGCUGAUGCGAUGAAGUUGGUAUAUCAAGCAUUUCCUGACGACCUGGACGUUGCGAUGCUCUACGUAGAUGCAUUGAUGAAUCUGACUCCAUGGAAACUAUGGGACUUGGUGACUGGAAAUCCAGCAAAGGGAGCGCACACUCUGGAAGCCAAAGAUAUCCUCGAUCGUGCCUUGGCACAAGAAGGCGGGCUUUCUCACCCUGGGCUCCUUCACCUUUACAUCCAUCUCCUAGAGAUGUCUCCUUCACCAGAAUCGGCAUUACCGGCAGCUAACCGUUUAAGAGGGCUCGUUCCUGACUCUGGACACUUGAACCAUAUGCCAUCCCAUAUUGAUAUCUUGUGCGGUGAUUACCAAGGUGCAGUCACAUCAAACUCAGAUGCGGUUAUUGCCGAUGAGAAGUACGUUGCUCAACAUGGAAAGAUGAAUUUCUACACCCUCUAUAGGUGCCACAACUACCACUUUAAGGUGUAUGCAGCCAUGUUCUCAGGACAGUCAAAAAUUGCGGUUGAUACUGUUAAGCAGAUGGAGGCAACUAUACCUGACCAGCUAAUACGAGAAUCUACCGAGAUGGCGAAUCUUCUGGAAUCCUUCGUUGCUAUGCGGGUACACGUCAUGAUCCGCUUUGGAAUAUGGGAUGAGAUCCUCGCUCUUGAGCUACCAGAAGACCAGUACUUAUACUGCGUGACUACGGCAAUGAGGCUGUAUGGAAAGGGAGUGGCAUAUGCCGCGACUGGAAGAAUUGAUCAGGCACGAGAGGCUCGUGAAGCUUUCCGAAGCGCAGUAAAACGAGUGCUGCCCACUCGCACGGUAUUCAAUAAUAGCUGCGCUGACAUCCUGGCCAUUGCCUCUGCAAUGCUAGACGGCGAGCUAGAAUAUCGCCUCGGACACUACGAUACUGCAUUUGAACACCUACGCCAUUCCAUAAAGCUAUAUGAUUCUCUGCACUAUGAUGAGCCAUGGGGUUGGAUGCAACCGGUUCGACAUGCAUAUGGUGCUCUUUUGCUUGAACGGGGUCAUGUUCAGGAGGCGGCCGCAGCGUACCGUGCGGAUUUGGGCCUUGAUAACACCGUGCCUCGAGCACUGCAACAUCCGAAUAAUGUCUGGGCAUUACAUGGGUAUCAUGAAUGCCUGGAAGCUCUAGGAAGGGCAGAUGAAGCGGCAAAGGUUGCGCAACAGCUUGCUACCGCAGUUGCCUUGGCGGAUGUGCCAAUCCGGUCAUCUUGCUUCUGUCGACUGCGGACUGUUGCCAGAAUGUAA